This is a messenger RNA of Penicillium soppii, 291 nucleotides long. RefSeq lists its product as uncharacterized. Gene Ontology annotation, cellular component: mitochondrion. The transcript has 4 exons. Lineage: Eukaryota; Fungi; Ascomycota; Eurotiomycetes; Eurotiales; Aspergillaceae. Bases 1 to 291 code for a protein of 96 amino acids. Gene Ontology annotation, molecular function: ATPase inhibitor activity. Gene Ontology annotation, biological process: negative regulation of ATP-dependent activity. The record is from RefSeq and is a predicted model, not a curated record.
AUGCUUCGUCAAUCCAUCAUCCGUUCUGCCAACACUGCCAACCGGGCUGUUUUCACCCGUUCAUUCUCCGCAGCUGUCCCACGCAUGGGCGAGGGCGACACCGGUGGUCCCCGCAGCAGCGCCGGCGGUUCCUCAGGUGAUGCUUUCACCCGCCGUGAGGCCGCCCAGGAGAGUCUUUACAUUCGUGAGAAGGAGCUCGAGAAGCUUGCUCAACUCAAGAAGAAGAUUUCCGAACAGCGCAAGCACCUAGAUGAGCUUGAGAACCAUAUCGACGGCCUGUCCAAGCAAUAG